Messenger RNA from Dissoconium aciculare CBS 342.82, 825 nucleotides. RefSeq names its product ICMT-domain-containing protein. The coding region runs from base 1 to 825 and encodes 274 amino acids. Gene Ontology annotation, molecular function: protein C-terminal S-isoprenylcysteine carboxyl O-methyltransferase activity. Gene Ontology annotation, cellular component: membrane; endoplasmic reticulum. Gene Ontology annotation, biological process: C-terminal protein methylation. NCBI's taxonomy places the organism in Eukaryota, Fungi, Ascomycota, Dothideomycetes, Mycosphaerellales, Dissoconiaceae. The transcript is spliced from 2 exons. The record is from RefSeq and is a predicted model, not a curated record.
AUGGCUUCAACUGCAGCCAGCCCUGAUUUCAAUCGCGAGAUCCACCAUCGACGGGUCGCUCAGAAUACGAACGACAACGCAAGCAACUACAACGCAUAUUCAAGUUCCGGACCACCAGUAGACUCAACUCUUCUGCCGACCGGCUCUCGCUCCCUCUCCUUCAUUGGGCUUCAAGCUUGGUGUCUGGGGAAUACCUUCGCUGGAGGACUACUUCUCACGAUCUACCUCAUCUCAAACAAUUCGCCAUGGUGGCGUCUUCCAGCAUUCUUUACAUGCCUCGCGUUGUUCCAUUUCCUAGAGUACUACACUACUGCGCAAUACAAUGUCCCUGCUACGCGGGCCUCCAGUUUCCUUCUAUUUAGCAAUGGCAGCGCGUACACGACCGCACAUGCCUUGGCUACCCUGGAGAUUGUCCUGUCCAAUUUCUCGAGCCGAUAUCAAUUGCUUAUCGCCAAUCCUCUGGUGAUCACAGUCGGACUGAUACUGAUUAUCGUGGGUCAGAUUGCACGUAGUGUGGCAAUGGCGCAUGCGGGCACGAACUUCAAUCACACAAUCGCACGAGAGCGGAAGGAGAGCCAUGUGCUUGUCCAAGACGGGAUCUACGCGUGGUUGCGACAUCCCAGCUAUUUUGGCUUCUUUUGGUGGGCUUUGGGUACGCAAUUACUUGUGGGAAACAAGAUCUGCUUACUGGGUUACACCGUCGUGCUUUGGAGGUUUUUCGCUCGACGUAUCUAUGGGGAAGAGCGAUUCUUGGUGCAAUUCUUUGGCAGCGACUACGAAGAAUACAAGAGAAAGACAUCGACAUAUAUCCCUCUGAUUAGAUGA